AUGCUAAACUAUACAAAAGCGAAAAUUGACAAGCUCUCUAUCCUUGGGGUUCGGUCGUUCGACAACACCCGCAGUGAAACCAUACAGUUCCAUACCCCUCUGACUCUAAUUGUCGGGUACAAUGGUUCAGGAAAGACGACAAUUAUUGAAUGCCUCAAGUAUGCCACGACUGGGGACCUUCCCCCAAACAGCAAGGGUGGUGCUUUUAUCCACGACCCAAAGCUAUGCGGCGAAAAGGAAGUUUUUGCCCAGGUCAAGCUGGCUUUCAAAGCCACCUCGGCUGCCAAAAUGGUAGUCACGAGAAGUCUUCAGCUUACCGUCAAGAAGUUGACAAGGCAGCAAAAGACUCUAGAAGGUCAGCUGCUGAUGAUCAAAGAAGGCGAAAGAACGGCAAUAUCUUCUCGUGUAGCCGAGUUGGAUCAAAUAAUGCCACAAUACUUAGGCGUUUCUAAGGCAGUCCUUGAUUCUGUCAUCUUUUGCCAUCAAGAUGAGAGUUUGUGGCCAAUGAGCGAACCAUCCGUGUUAAAAAAGAAAUUUGAUGAGAUAUUUGAAGCAUUGAAAUAUACCAAAGCCAUCGACAAUAUCAAAGCUUUGCGAAAGAAACAGAACGAGGAACUUGCAAAGUACAAGAUUAUGGAAAACCAUGCUAGAGACGACAAAGAUAAAGCAGAUCGUGCUGAGAAACGGUCUCUCAAACUCCAAGAAGAAAUUGAGGCACUUCGAGCUGAGAGCCAUGAACUCUCAAAGGAGAUGAGACGCGUGGCUGAGCUUGCGGAUAAAGCAUGGAAGGAGUCUGAAAGUUACGCCGAGAUAUUAGGUGCACUGGAAGGCAAACGUAUUGAAGCAAAGAGCAUUCAGACCAGUAUCAACAACCUAAGGCAACACCUGGUUGAGGUGGAAGAGUCUGAUGAAUGGCUCCAGUCAACGCUAGAACAAUUCGAGUCACGACAAGCAGAAUACCGGAGCCAGGAAGACACUUUGAAAGAGAAAUAUAUGGAUCUGAAAGAACUUAUUGAACAGAACCGACAUAAGCUGGGCUUAAAACAAACCGAAUGCGGGAAGAAUGAAAAUGACAAAGCUCAGUUUGAUAGGCAAGUGGAGAGGCGAGUGAGACUAAUAAAAGACAUAGCCCGGCAAAACAACUUUCGUGGCUAUGACGGUGAUCUCGAUGAAAUGGAAAUCAACGAUUUCAUGGAUCGAAUCCAAAAAUUAACAAAAGAACGAAGUCAGGCCUUGGAGAAAGCUAAACAAGAAGCCCAGAGCCAGCUGAAAGAUGCGCAAUCACUCCUGAACCAACUCAGCCAGCGGAAAUCAGCCCUUCAAGAAGCGAAAAACGCUGCAAAGAAACAAAUAUCCGUGAAUGAUAAAGAAUCAGACACUAUUCAACGAAGUAUUAAUGAGAUGGACGUCGAUGAAGGAAAACGUGCUGCAAUUGAGUCAAGGAUGGAGGAGACCGAGAAAAUCUUGGAAAAGGAAAAGGAAAAGGCAAAGAAUGCUUCUUGGGAGACUGAUAUCCAACAGAAUGAUUCGGAGCUCCGAUCUCUUGAAGAUAAAUCUUCCAAGUUGAAUGCCGAGUUAAUCCAAGGAACCAAAAAAGCUGGUGAUCUGGCCCGAUUAGAUCACCUUAAAAAGGAGUUGAAAGAUCGAGACGAUGUUCUCAAGGAGGCCUCUACUUUGGUUACUACGGCAGAACGAGAGCGUGACGGUACUGGUAAAGAACUCGAGCUCAUUGACUUUAAACUCAAAAAUGCAAGGAAAAGCCUCCAUCAGCACGGGGCAGAUGUUGAGAAUGCAGCGAAGAAGAUCAAUGAUGUGAUUGGAGAUGAACCAGAGGAAUACCCGCAUACCGUUAAGCAGAAGCAAACUGAGUUAGACAUGGCUAGAAAGGAUGCCGAUCAGUACGCUGGUUUAGGUAAAUAUCUAAACAUGUGUCUAGAUGCUGUAAACGACAAGAAAGUCUGCAGAACAUGUGCUCGCCCUUUCAAGACGGAAUCGGAACUCCAGAUAUUCAAAAACAAGCUGAAAGCUCUGAUAAAGAAAGCCACAGAUGAGGACGCUGUUGCUGAAAUUGAAGCGCGAGAAGCUGAGCUGGAAAACGUUCGAGAAGUGGGAACUUUCUAUGAGACAUGGAACCGACUCACUAACACGGAUAUACCUGCCCUUAAGAAGGAACAAUCCGAUCUAGAGACUGAACGCGAAGUGGUGCUCACAAAACUGGAAGACCAUGAUAAAAUCGUGGCCCAGAGGGUGGAAUCCAAAAGAGACAUCGAAUCUUUAUCUAAGAAUAUCGCAACCAUAGUGAGAUACAACAAUGAAAUUUCAACACUUCAAACCCAGAUCCAGGAGCUUUCCGCUAAGCAAGAAGAGACUGGAACCUCUCGGACUUUGGAGGACAUUCAAGAUGAAAUUGCUACUCUCGGUGAGAAAUCUCGCCAACUCAAACGAGCUUCCAGCAAAUUGACUCAUGAGUUGAAUCAAUCUCGCGUUGAUGUCGGGAAAUUGGAAUUGAAACUUCGUGAUCUACGCAGAGAUCUUGAUAACGUUAAUUUCCAGCUUGAAAAGAAAGCUACUCUUGUAUCUCGAGUGGAGGACUACCGAAAUCAAAACUUAAAGCAGCGGGAGGCCAUUGAAAAAGCCGACAACGACAUUGAGAGCCUUGUUCCUGAGGUCUCCAAGGCUCAAGCAAGACAUGAUGAUAUUAGUACUCGUGGUGAACAAAGAGAAAGGGAAUUACAACAAGAGGUCUCUGGCCUAAAUGAUAGUUUGCAUCAGUUGGAUCUCGCCAGCGAAGAUAUCACAAAUUAUAUUGAAAGGGGGGGUCCUGCUCAGCUAGAACGCAGCAAGCGUGAACUGCAGAACAUAUCGGACGAGAUCAAACGUUUGGAAGCGGAGCAGACUGAUCUCACUCGUGAGCUAAACAGCAUUUCUACCCGUUUGAAAGAUAGCGAGAGUACUAAACGCCAGUACUCGGAUAACCUUCGAUAUCGACAGGAAUCUAAGGCCCUUAUUAGCGUGAACCAGGAGAUUGCAGACCUCGAGUCCCAGAAUGCGGAGGUGGAUCGGAGCAGAUUCAAGGAAGAAUCGGAACGGAACACACGGGAGCACAACGCCCUUGCAGCGAAACAAGCAAGCAAAAUGGGUGAAAUGAAAUCAAAGGACGAUCAACUGAUGCAACUUCUUGCGGACUGGAAUACGGACUAUAAGGAUGCUGGAGCCAAGUUCAAGGAAGCUCACAUAAAGGUUGAAACUACUAAGGCUGCAGUUGAUGAUCUUGGAAGAUACGGCGGAGCUCUAGAUAAGGCAAUCAUGAAAUACCAUGGCCUGAAGAUGGAAGAGAUUAACCGUAUCAUUGGAGAACUAUGGCAAAAGACUUACAGGGGAACUGAUGUUGACACCAUCCUAAUUCGGUCUGAUAAUGAAAGUGCAAGAGGGAACAGAUCCUACAACUACCGUGUUUGUAUGGUUAAGCAGGAUGCCGAGAUGGACAUGAGGGGGCGUUGCAGUGCUGGCCAGAAAGUUCUGGCUAGUAUUAUCAUUCGUCUAGCGUUGGCCGAAUGUUUUGGGGUUAAUUGCGGCCUGAUUGCGCUUGAUGAACCAACUACGAACCUUGACCGUGACAAUAUCCGUUCUCUUGCUGAAUCGUUACACGAGAUUAUUAGGACCCGCCAGCAGCAGGCAAACUUCCAGUUAAUUGUCAUCACCCACGAUGAAGAGUUCCUUCGAAGUAUGCAGUGUGGUGAUUUCUGUGAUUACUAUUAUAGGGUGUCACGAAAUGAGCGCCAGAAAUCUAUCAUUGAGAGACAAUCUAUCGCAGAGGUGAUGUGA
Nannizzia gypsea CBS 118893 is the source of this 3825-nucleotide messenger RNA. Its product is annotated as DNA repair protein Rad50. Gene Ontology annotation, biological process: telomere maintenance via telomerase; telomere maintenance via recombination; double-strand break repair. The transcript is spliced from 7 exons. The record is from RefSeq and is a predicted model, not a curated record. NCBI's taxonomy places the organism in Eukaryota, Fungi, Ascomycota, Eurotiomycetes, Onygenales, Arthrodermataceae. Gene Ontology annotation, cellular component: condensed nuclear chromosome; Mre11 complex. Gene Ontology annotation, molecular function: double-stranded telomeric DNA binding; single-stranded telomeric DNA binding; G-quadruplex DNA binding. The coding region runs from base 1 to 3825 and encodes 1274 amino acids.